GUCAGGUCCGCCCCGACGCUGCGCUCUGCCCUUCCGCCGGGACAUGGCGCUGGAGCCGCGGUGCAUGGACGGCGACGUGGAGGACGGAGAGCUGUCCGGCUCGGACUCGGACAUGCCCGGCGCCGGCUCCCCCGGGCAGAAAUCACAUGAUGGCAGUGAUCCGUGCAGGCCAUUCCAGAGCAGCAUCUCAUCCAGUGCACCGAGUGUUCCCUAUCGGACAACCAAGAGUGUGGAUUCCAGUGAGGAGAGCUGCUCUGACUCUGACGAUGACAGCUGCCUGUGGAAACGGAAGCGACAGAAGUGCUUCAACUUCCCUCCUACCAAACCCGAGCCCUUCCAGCUCAGCCAGAGCCACCAAAAACAAACUGCGCUGCAUGGCAAGAAGGUCAACAACAUCUGGGGUGCAGUGCUCCAGGAACAGAAUCAAGAUGCGGUAGCCACUGAGCUUGGGAUUCUAGGCAUGGAUGGCAGCAUUGACAGGAGCAGGCAGUCUGAGACUUACAACUACCUGUUGGCUAAAAAGCUGAUGAAGGAAGCUCAGCAAAAGGAGGCAGAGACUUUGGAUAAGGAGCUGGAUCAAUACAUGCAUGAUGACAAGAAGACAUUGCCAACAGAAGGGGAAAACGGGCAAGGCUUUCUCAAAAGGAAGCGCCCCAUGAAAGAUAGACUGGGUGAAAGGCAAGAAAUGAAAUACAAAGGAAGGUAUGAGAUAACAGAAGAAGAUUCAGAGGAAAAAGUGGCAGAUGAAAUUGCUUAUCGACUUUGUGAGCCAAAGAAAGACUUAAUUGCUCGAGUGGUGAAAAUAAUUGGGAAGAGAAAAGCGAUUGAGCUGCUUAUGGAAACAGCUGAAGUGGAGCAAAAUGGUGGACUGUUCAUAGUGAAUGGCACCAGGAGAAGAACACCUGGGGGUGUUUAUUUAAACCUGCUGAAGAACACACCUAGCAUCAAAGAAGAACAAAUCAAGGAAAUAUUCUAUCUGGAAAACCAAAAGGAGUAUGAAAACAAAAAAGCUGCCAAGAAGAGGAGAAUGCAAGUUCUAGGGAAGAAGAUGAAGAAAGCCAUUAAAGGGCUUAACCUGCAGGAAUAUGAUGAUGCAUCUCGUGAGACUUUUGCUAGUGAUACAAAUGAGGCUCUGGCUUCCCUGGAUGAUCUGCAGGAGGGGCAUCAUGAAGCAAAGAUGGAAUCUGAAGAUAUUAUUGAAAUUGAUAACGCUCAUGAUUUGGAGAUCUUCUAGUUGCUAAAGUUCUUGAUAACAGUGUCUCUAUGAAACAUAUUAAAUGAGCCUUUCUUAUAAUCCCAUGUUUUCAUAAGCUGCAGAAACAUGGGAAAUAUUUGAUGCUGAAGAGCAGGAUAUGAUUCUUAGCUAAAUUUAACAGCAUGAAAGACUUUUAAUUGUCCUAGUAUUUGUUUGCUGAGUCCUCAGAAACUGUUAAGAUUUUCCUAGAUAAGAGCCCUGCAUCACCAUGUUUGUUCUUUUGGAAAUUUUUUUUAGUCACGUUAGGUUAAGGAAUUAAGGCUGUGUUUUAACCAAAUACUUCACAUUUAAUUUGCUGAAUCUAACAAAAGUGAAUAAGUGAGCAAAGCUGCUCACUACAGUUGAACAGAAAAACACUAAUUAUAAAGUUAAUCUGGAUAUAAAAUAUCAUAUA
This is a messenger RNA of Pseudopipra pipra, 1649 nucleotides long. It is a transcript of the gene PHAX, whose product is annotated as phosphorylated adaptor for RNA export. Gene Ontology annotation, biological process: snRNA export from nucleus. The transcript has 5 exons. The record is from RefSeq and is a predicted model, not a curated record. NCBI's taxonomy places the organism in Eukaryota, Metazoa, Chordata, Aves, Passeriformes, Pipridae. Gene Ontology annotation, cellular component: nucleus. Bases 44 to 1234 code for a protein of 396 amino acids.